AUGGAGAGGGAGGCCCAGGUGCAGAAGCCUCAGUUAUCUGAGGUGGAGGAGAAGACUGCAGAAGGAAAAAUAGAGGAAGUAGAGGGGAUAAUAGAUGGUGAAGAACUUAAAGGGUCCCAAGUAGAAGAACCUGCAGAAUCAGAGCCUAGUCCAGAGGAAAGGCCAGCUGUAGCAGCAGAGGAGGGUACUGAUGGUGGUGUUGUGGUUGAGAAAGAGGAAGUGGAAUGGGAAGAGCAGGAACAGGGAGCAGCAGAUUUUGGAGGAGGUGUAAUUGAAAUUGAGGCAGGGAGAGAGAAGGUAGAGGCUGGAACAGAGGCACAGCUUCAGAAGGUUUUCAGAAAGGUGGAGAUCCCCCCAACCAACAAUACAGAACCGGUGGAAACGCAAAAGAAACCAGGUAGAACACAUGAGGCCAAUGACGUGAAUGAAAUUAUUGCCUCCAGGGACCAGAAUGAUCAGGGUGAACCAGCGAUGAGGAACACUGUUGAGGAGCUCCCCCCAACACCCAUUCUUGGCCUGGGUCUUGGAGACACUAAGGAACCAGUGGAGACACAUGAUGACUCCACACAGUCCAAAUUCCUGGGGCAGGAAGCAUGGAAAAUAGGAGCCAUAGCAGCAGCUUUCUUUCUUAUUCUGCAAACUGCCAUCACUAUUGUCUACAUCCUAAAGUGUAGGAGAAAGACGAACAGAAAUGCUGUAGAUGACCUUCCAGAGUACUCACAGGUGCAGCAAGAGGACGUUGCUAUGACAACCAUCCCACUGGACUCAGAAACAAACUUGUCCCAUGACCUCAGAACCUCAGUUGUUUAG
Myxocyprinus asiaticus (Chinese sucker) is the source of this 810-nucleotide messenger RNA. RefSeq lists its product as uncharacterized. The transcript is spliced from 5 exons. The coding region runs from base 1 to 810 and encodes 269 amino acids. NCBI's taxonomy places the organism in Eukaryota, Metazoa, Chordata, Actinopteri, Cypriniformes, Catostomidae. The record is from RefSeq and is a predicted model, not a curated record.